Molecule: messenger RNA, 2526 nt
Organism: Auanema sp. JU1783
Lineage: Eukaryota; Metazoa; Nematoda; Chromadorea; Rhabditida; Rhabditidae
Source: the annotation of a GenBank genome assembly
AUGACGUUGAUAUUAAUUGAAGUACGGGAAGCCAUUUGGGGAAGAAAACUAUUCAGAGCUCCAUUUAAGGUACACCUCGUACAAUAUAAUCCAGUUCUUGAACUUCUCGCCUUAGCAUCUAGAAAAGGUGAUAUUGUAGUUAAACGGCCUGGAUGGAAAAAAUGCUGGAAAAUUUCUUUGGCCGGAAAUCCAAAUAACACAGAGACUAGAUAUGUAGCGAGUAUGGUUUGGAAUCCUCAAGGAAACAUGCUAGCAGUUGGAAUGACUGAUGGAAUUUUCUUUCUCAUAAACGUGGACACUGGAGCUGUGCUGUGGACCAGUAGAUUACCUCCGAAGGGAGAUGAAUAUCCUGAAAUCACCAAUAUGAGAUGGCAUUGUGUAAAUAAGGAGAGUGAUUUCAUAAAAAGAAGAUUGCGGAUGUUUGGAAGCGAGGAAGAACAGAAAGCAAUGGCAUCCAUUGAAAUGCCACCGGAUACAUUCAAAGAGAUAUCACAUUUUGAAGAUAUCUUUCUGGACUCUUUGCAACAGACCUUCUUGUUUGCCAUCGCCAGCAAUCAUACAAUAACUGUCUUGGCAGGAGGGAUUGUUCCAAUAUGUGUGAUAGAUUUGCAUGAUUUGUGUGCUACUCUCAAAAUGACGCCCAUGAUCGUGCACGACGUGUUAUUAUCAGUUGACGACGACAAAGUUGUGAUUAGUUUAGAAGCUUACGGACCAAAGCCAACGUCUGACAUGAGCCCCUCAAAUGAGAGUCCUGGGAAACAUGCUUUGAUUCUUUCCGCUGACUUUACUAUCGAAGAGCCUUAUAACAUGUGGAAAUUAGCAUUAACAUAUUUGAGAACUGUUCUCAGACAUCGCUAUGUUGUCGCCACUUCUGAUAGCACCUUCAAGGAAUAUACCACGGCAAGACAGAUCUUCGCAAACAGAAUAAAUCCAUCUGGAGGAAAGCUAAAUUUCCUCAACACACUCGUCACUUCCAUGAUCUCUGAUACUCAAGUACCGCAGGAAGAAAUGAUUGUGGAAAAGCAUAUGACCCAAGUACUACGUGCUGUUCAUGAGUAUUAUUAUGCGUUCACUAAAGGUCUUCAGAAAUCUGUGAAUGGUGAUCUCACUGCAGCUGUACGUUGUUUAGCUCAUCAACUCGAAAAAUUUGAAGCACAGUUGUCUAUGGCAAAGACGAUCUCAAUAGAUUCCAUUCUUUUCCCGGAGAGAAACAAUGAUGUAAAUGUUUACCCUUUCAACUGUCGAGAGAACUUGUCACCCAAGAAAAGCUCAGUGUCAAAAGACAGUGAAGAACAGGUAUCUUUCGACAUGUGUGAACUAGCAGAAGAACUAACUAUCAAAAUCAGAGAACUCACUACGGCCAUAGUUCUGAACGUAAAAGAUAUACGGAAUUUUGAUGCUUGGCUCAGUUUAUCCCCGAUUGUCUCUCGUUCCAGUGGCAAGAAAGGAUACCAUGUGUAUUCGAGCUACGAUUUGGAGCGUAUUUGGAAGUACAUGAUCGACACGUUCCUGGAGAAUGGGGAGUACAAAGAUUACAUCAAGCGAGCCCUGUAUGAUCCAGAAAGUAUCAUUGCAGAGAUGGCUGAGGAUGAAGAGAAGAAUGGAGUGAAGGAUGGUCCGGACAACACCAAUAUCGCAACAUACACUCUAGACAAUACAAAUCAAAAAAUUUAUGUCAAAGCGGGUAAGCAGGUUGCGAACAAACCUACUUCUGCUAAUUACAAUGUCGAUGAAGAGCACAGUAGCCCACUGUUGUUCGAACCUCCGUUUGACAAGAUUUCUUGCUUCUGGGACCGAGAAGUGACUGACGAAACUAUUGACCUCAUUCAUCCUGAGACUUGCUACAAAGGAUUGAAAAACUAUUCACGGAAAUGCUCACUAGCAAGCUUGUUCGAUAAGAUUGGUGACGCUUUAGAUUCUAAGAAGCUGAUCAUAUCUAAAUUGGGAAAAUCUGAGAAAGUCAGAUGGGUUCAUGUGGUAGAUUCAGAUAGCUCUAUAGCUGAAUUCAAUGCGAUGCAUCUCCAUCAAAUUGAUGUGAAUUACAUAAGUUCAACCAGUGAACGAUCUCGUGCCAAAUAUAAUAGAGGCAUAUUCUCUGUCACUUGCCAUAAUAUGAACAAAUGUGUGAUGAAGGUAAUCCAUGAAAACCAGAGCUUCUCUUCACCAAACUCUUUCGAAUUGAAAUUAGGCGAUGUGCUCAACAACGGAACGCCACUGGAACAAGAGAAUACUAACCCUAAUCAACCCUUGUACAUAGCUAGUCAUGAGGACAUGACUGUUAACGAUACGAUCAUGGAAAUCGUUUGUGCGAACAGUGAUUUGGGAACAGGAAAUAGAAGAUUCUUGAAAAUCAAUGUCAACGAAAGGAAAUACGUCACCCAUUUGGAAUCUUUCCGAAUGAACCAAUGUGAACACAUUUGUAUAUCCUCAGACGGAUUGAGAGGAUGCUCUCUAGCUGACGAGCAGACUAAGAUUGCGUUGUUCAGCAGCUAUGAAAAGGCGAAAGUUGACGAGGAAAUUGUAUAA